AGAACAGCGGCGACUCUCCACGGCAAUGAAGAGGUCACCUCCCCUCAUCGCAGCGGCUCCUCCCACCCACCCAAGAGCUGCUCACCUCCUCCGUCCUCUCGCACCUUAUCUUACUUCGUUUAAUUUAAAUACCCGCGUUUCUUCUCGGAAACAGCAGAGGUAGAUUAGAUACCACACAGAGUCAGAGAGAGGGAGGGCGGGAGCGCGACUCGGUGGGGAUGGCUUUGCUGCAGAGCCAGAGCCGCCUGCCCGGCAUUGGCUGCAGCAGCAGCAUCGUCUUGGCAAGAGCGAGGGUGCAGCAGUGUCUGGCAGCGGCGUCGCACUCACGCGCGCCCCUCCUGCGAGCUAAUGGCGGCAGGAGGAGCACGACGGGCCUCCCCACCUCCUCCUCCUCCUCCUUUAAGGCUGGCAAUGCGAUCAGCCUCAGCCGGCGGAGAAUAAGGGACCUGCGCGUCGUCGCGGAGGCGGCCACCGCGGGGGCGGCCAAGGUGGUCACGCCGGCGUCGUCUGGCGGCGUCAGCGUCAGCGACGUGCUCUGGCCUUCCGCCGGAGCGUUCUUGGCCAUGGCGGUACUGGGAAAAAUGGACCAGAUGGUGGCGUUCAAGGGAGUAUCCUUGACGAUUGCGCCCCUUGGAGCAGUCUGCUGCGUGCUUUUUAGCGCUCCAGGCUCCCCUGCAGCCAAGAAAUAUAAUAUGUUCGUCGCCCAGAUUGGUUGUGCGGCUUUUGGCGUAUUAGCCCUCUCGUUGUUUGGGCCUGGCUGGUUAGCAAGAGGCGCAGCUCUUUCAGCCAGCAUAGCAUUCAUGACCAUCACGGGUGCCUCACAUCCACCAGCUGCAAGCUUGCCCCUCUUGUUUAUCGAUGGCCCGAAGUUUCACAAUCUGCAACUUUGGUACGCGCUUUUCCCUGGAGCUGCAGGCUGCAUCGUCCUUUGCUUGAUUCAAGAGGUGGUGCUUUACCUGAAGAAGAACUUCAAGUUUUGACUCAAGCAGCUUGACUCUAUGAAUUCUUGUGGCAGCAAUUAGAUUAAUUAUUCAAUCAUGCACCAUAAAUUACAUUGCCUGCAUUUACGAGAAAGUUGCGAAAAUGAAGGUUUACUGUCUCCUGUCUUGGUUAAAGAAGAAAGAAGACUUUCCUAGUUUCCUUGAUACCUUGUGCUUAUCAAAAUGCAGAGGAUACAGAUGUGUACAUACCAUUGUCUCAUCAAAUGGAGUCUGACAAAUUGUACACAGCGGAUUCUUGACAAUUGUUUUUUCAACUGGUAGGAUCAACCCUGUAAUGUAAUUGUGCAAACUGAAAAAGCCAGGAAUACUUUAGGAUAACCUCUGGCUAUCUGAAGGGAGAUAAACCAUUUGUUCUA
This is a messenger RNA of Sorghum bicolor (sorghum), 1357 nucleotides long. RefSeq lists its product as uncharacterized. Lineage: Eukaryota; Viridiplantae; Streptophyta; Magnoliopsida; Poales; Poaceae. The record is from RefSeq and is a predicted model, not a curated record. The transcript is spliced from 5 exons. The coding region runs from base 219 to 980 and encodes 253 amino acids.